This is a messenger RNA of Candidozyma auris, 2835 nucleotides long. It is a transcript of the gene SEC24, whose product is annotated as COPII subunit. The record is from RefSeq and is a predicted model, not a curated record. The transcript has a single exon. The coding region runs from base 1 to 2835 and encodes 944 amino acids. Gene Ontology annotation, biological process: COPII-coated vesicle cargo loading; endoplasmic reticulum to Golgi vesicle-mediated transport; intracellular protein transport. NCBI's taxonomy places the organism in Eukaryota, Fungi, Ascomycota, Pichiomycetes, Serinales, Metschnikowiaceae. Gene Ontology annotation, cellular component: COPII vesicle coat; endoplasmic reticulum exit site. Gene Ontology annotation, molecular function: SNARE binding; zinc ion binding.
AUGUCCAGAAGAAGAGCAUAUCCACAGCCCCAGUACGCUGUGCAGCAGCCUCCAGCGCAGCCUUCGUAUAAUGCUUACGGUGUGGAUCAAGCCACCCAAGGUUUUCAGAACUUGAACCUCCAGCAACAGCCAGUUCAGCCACAAUUCUCUCAACAACCACAGCAAUUGCAACAGCAACCUCAGUAUCCUGUCAAUAGUAACGCUCAGGGAUACCCAGCCCAACUGGCAUCAGCUUACGGAUACCAGGCUGACCCAUAUGCUCAGGCUCAGGCUCAGGCUCAAGUGCAAUCGCCAGUGGCACCUCAAUUCCAGCAAAAUCAGUACCAGGCUGGGUAUCAGGCCUCUGAUCCGUAUGGACAGCAGACCCAGGCAUCGUUUUACGGUACUGGACCUUCAGUGGGAGGGAUGGGUGGAGUUGGAUCGGCAAACGCCUUUCCCUUGAACCAGUUGUACACCACUGACUUGAUGACUUUAUUGCCUCCUCCUAUUAGCGAAUUGUCGUUGCCUCCACCACCUCUAAUCAUUCCACCAACGAGUACAAUUGUUCCUGGCUCGGAGACUGCGAACGCUUCCCAUGAGUACUUCCGCUCGACGUUGAAUGUGAUUCCCACUACGUCGUCCUUGUUGAAGAAAUCCAAGUUGCCUUUGGCUCUCGUUGUCAGACCGUACACAGCCUUGCACGACUCGGAAGAGCAGGUGCCAGUCACCAAGGAUACCAUCAUUAGUCGUUGUCGUCGUUGCAGAAGUUACAUCAACCCCUUCAUUUCGUGGACCGAGAAUGGUAAGCGCUGGAGAUGUAAUUUCUGUGGCUUGCAAAACGACGUUCCCAGCGCGUUCGACUACGAUGAAUUGUCGCGGAAGGCUGCUAACAGGUAUGAGCGUGUCGAGUUGAAUCAUUCCUGCGUCGAAUUCAUUGCCCCCAAGGAAUACAUGGCCAGAGCCCCUCAACCAAUCGUCUACACUUUCAUCAUAGACGUGUCUGCUAAUGCAGUGGCUUCCGGCUUGACUUCAACUGUUGCUAGAACCAUCUUGGAGAGCUUGGACCGCAUUCCCAACGCUAACAAGACGGCCAAAAUUGCCAUUAUCGGCGUUGACUCCAACUUGCACUUCUUUAGAUUCCGCGAGGGUUUAGAUGAGGCUCCUGAAAUGCUCAUUGUAUCUGAUCUCGACGAGCCUUUCUUGCCUUCUCCUGAGGGAUUACUCAUCAAUCUUGAUGAAAACAGAAAAGCCAUUGAAAAGCUCUUGGAUGACUUCCCUAGCUAUUUCGAGGGUACCGCAAACCCUCACUUCGCUUUGGGUCCAGCCUUAAGAUCUGGUCAUAACCUCAUCCUGUCAAUAGGUGGUAAGCUUGUUGUCUUCUCGGCAACGUUACCAAGUAUCGGUGAAGGUAAGUUGAUGGCUAGAGACGAAUCUCAAUCGGGUAAACCCAAGGAAGCUCAAACAUUAUUGAACGUUGCUGACAAAUUUUACAAAACGUUCGCCGUUGAUUGUAACACUCGCCAAGUCACCAUCGACUUGUUCUUGACAGGGUCUAAAUACCAAGAUGUUGCCACUUUAUCAAACUUGCCCCGUUAUACUGCUGGUCAAACACACUUCUAUCCUUCUUGGAAUUGCUCGUCAGUGGAAGACGUUGCUAAGUUGUCUAGAGAGAUUAGUGAGCACUUAUCCAUGGAGAUUGCUUUGGAGGCUGUGUUGAGAGUGAGAUGCUCAACGGGCUUUAGAAUGAGUGGAUUUUUCGGUAAUUUUUUCAACAGGUCGUCUGAUUUGUGCUCUUACCCAUCCUUCCCUAGAGAUCAGAGCUACGUCAUCGAGGUAGCCAUCGAAGAGACGAUCACUAAACCGGUGGUGUACUUCCAAGCAGCCGUUCUACAUACCACAUGCUUUGGUGAAAGAAGAGUAAGAGUGAUCAAUUUGGCUGUUCCAACUUCCAGCAAAUUGGAUGAUAUUUACGCUUCUGCAGAUCAACUCGCGAUUACAAACUAUGUCACUCACAGAGCAAUUGAGAAGGGAUUGUCAAGCUCCUUGGGUGAUGCCAGAGAAUACUUGCUCAAGUCUGUUGUGGACAUCUUGAAUGUGUACAGAAAAGAGUUGGUCCCUGGUAACGUUACCGGCUCUUCUCCUUUGCAGAUCUCCACGAACUUGAGAUUGCUCCCACUCUUGCUCUUUUCAUUGACAAAAAAUAUGGGGUUCAGAGAUGAAAGGCUUUUAGCGGAUCUCAGAGCCCGUGCCUUGAAUGAUUUGGGCUCGCUUCCACUUAAUCAUUUGAUUAAGACCAUUUAUCCUACGGUGUACGCCUUGCAUUUGAUGGACGACGAUUGUGGAUUACCCAAGACCUCCAUCGACAUUGAUCCAGAGACAGGAGAGGAAACUACUAUUACUUCAACGGAAAUCAAGAUGCCUGAACCUCAAAACGCUUCUAAUGCUGGGUGGCAGCUGUAUGGAUUAUAUUUGAUUGAUAAUGGUAUUGAACUCUUUUUGUGGGUCUCUGGUGGAGUUACUCCAGCUCUUGUUGCGGACGUGUUUGGCACCGACAACUUGUAUGAGGUUGCGACAGGUAAAGUUGAAUUGCCAGAAUUUCUGUUCGAAGAGUCGGAAUUCAACUACAAGAUUCGCCAAAUCAUUGGCAAGCUCAGAGAGCAAAAGGACUCUAUUGUAUGGAAGAACUUGUAUGUUUGUAUCGGACCUUCGGAGGAGGAACCAUUGGAGAUUGCCCUGGCGCGUCUGUUCAACGCCAUGAGAUCCUGGGUUUUGAGCAACUUGGUCGAGGAUAGAUCUUUACACUCCAAGGGUUACAGAGACUUCCUCACUGAACUCAAAACCAAGAUUGCUCAGUAA